Molecule: messenger RNA, 1733 nt
Organism: Engraulis encrasicolus (European anchovy)
Lineage: Eukaryota; Metazoa; Chordata; Actinopteri; Clupeiformes; Engraulidae
Product: carbohydrate sulfotransferase 1-like
Exons: 5
Coding region: 14-1285 (423 amino acids)
Biological process (GO): keratan sulfate proteoglycan metabolic process; N-acetylglucosamine metabolic process
Cellular component (GO): trans-Golgi network
Molecular function (GO): N-acetylglucosamine 6-O-sulfotransferase activity; keratan sulfotransferase activity
Source: RefSeq, a predicted model, not a curated record
UUGGCUAAUCACAAUGCAAUGGUGUUCUUGGAAGGUGAAGGUCAUCCUACUGACCCUCAUCUACAUCUUCAUCCAGUACACCUUCAUCCACUACUUCAGCACUGGGACGCAUCAUUUUUGUCCACAGUUACGACCUGCAAAUUCUCGCACCUUCAUCCAACACCAAGCACCACAAGAGCCUACUCACUCAUUUAACUCUGGAAGGAAACGGCAGCACAUCCUACUUUUGGCGGCCGGCCGUUCUGGCUCGUCGUUUUUCGGGGAGCUCUUCAACCAACACCCAGACGUCUUCUACCUGUACGAGCCUGAGUACCACGUAUUCAAGGCUUUAAAUAUGACACCAACCAGCAACGACCGGCGGAUGGCACUAGGGGCCAGCAGGGACCUUCUCAGGGCUUUGUUCCUCUGCGACCUGCAUCGUCUGGAGGACUACAUCGUCCCCCAGGCGCGCGAUCACGUCACGGACCACCUCAAGCGCCGAGGAGCCAGCAGAGCUCUCUGCUCUCCCCCGCUGUGCGACUCCUUCUUCGGCCCUCAUCACCUGCGAAACAUCUCUGAGUCCUACUCCGAGGAGGUGGCGUGCAGGGAGACGUGCGGACCCCUGAACCUCACCCUGGCCUCUCAGGUCUGCCGCUGGAGGGGCACGGUGGUCAUCAAGACCAUUCGAGUACCGGGGGUCGGCGACCUCCAAGACCUCCUGGAGGACCCUCGACUCAACCUGAAGGUGGUUCAGCUGGUGAGGGACCCGCGGGGGGUGCUAGCUUCCAGGAUGCUGUCCUUCCCCAGGAGCUACCCGCAGCUGAGGCUCUGGAAGAUGAAGCGCCGCAGACCCGAGGGUCUGGACCUGACACAGGAAGUGCAGGUCUGCGAGAACUUCCUGCGUUCGGUGACCAUCGCACUCAGGCGGCGCCCCGCCUGGCUGAGGGGAAGGUACACGUUGGUCAGGUACGAGGACUUGGCCAGGAACACUCCUCAGGUGACGCGGGUGGUGUUUGAGCACCUGGGGUUAUCCGUCGAGGACGUUAUUCUGGACUGGAUUCAGGAGAACACUAAGGCCGAAUACGACGAGGCAUCAGGCGUGGAUGCGUACGGUACCAGAAGAGACUCUGCCGCGACGUCGGAACAAUGGAGGCGGAGGCUGUCCUUUGACAUGGUGGAAUAUCUGCAAACACUUUGUGCAGCCACCCUCGAUCAGCUGGGCUACAGAACUGUACACUCCUCCGCAGAACUGAGUAAUGUUUCGCUAUCCCUUGUUCAGGAAAGGACCUGGGAACCCUUUCAGUGACAAACUUCACAAAACUAAUCUCGAUGUGUUACGAUUCUGCUCCCCUCCCCUUCCAGCUCAUUUCUUGCCAGUGCAAUGGACAGAAAUGUGUGUCUCACCUGCAACGGCCUAUACUACAAAGUUGGUUCAGGAGUAAACCAGGCUAAGUUAAGGGGUAAAUCAUCUAAUAGACGAGCCUGGAGUCCUCAUUUUCUUAAGAAAGGCUCUUGUACUGUAUUAGAUGAUUUACCUCUUAACUUAACCAUAGCUUAUCCUGAACCAGUUUUGUAGUAUAAGCCCCAGGUCUCUCUCUGUCAGAAUUAGGCUUGAUUAGGUUACGAGUGCUCUGGUAGUAGGCACUUAAGAAGCUUUUCUCCUGUUCCUUAGUUGGACAUUAGGCUGGCAAUGCAUUAUACACAUUAGCAGCAGCUGCUUUGUUUCUCUACAUACAGUCUCAUAUGGGCUCAUA